Molecule: messenger RNA, 8389 nt
Organism: Stegastes partitus (bicolor damselfish)
Lineage: Eukaryota; Metazoa; Chordata; Actinopteri; Pomacentridae
Product: voltage-dependent T-type calcium channel subunit alpha-1H
Exons: 35
Coding region: 105-6494 (2129 amino acids)
Biological process (GO): calcium ion transmembrane transport; positive regulation of calcium ion-dependent exocytosis; calcium ion import
Cellular component (GO): voltage-gated sodium channel complex; neuron projection; voltage-gated calcium channel complex
Molecular function (GO): voltage-gated sodium channel activity; low voltage-gated calcium channel activity
Source: RefSeq, a predicted model, not a curated record
GGAGCACCAGGGCUCCGGGAGCUCAGGGCGCACGGCGAACCCCGAGUGAAGUGACGCUGGUGGAUGGACGCUGCUCCCCGGUUCAGGCUGUUCACAGCACGGCCAUGACGGGCAUCCAGGAGUCAGACCUGCAUGAGCAGCACAGAGGACCAACGCAGGAGGAAGAGGAUGAGGAGGAGGAGGGGGAGAAGGUGCAUGUGUCAGUUGAAGCAGAGGAGAGGGAGCAGAAAGGUGGGGAGGACGAGGAGGAGGAGGAGGAGGAGGAAAAGGAAGAGCUGCCGUACCCCACUCUAGCACCAGUGGUUCUUUUGGCUCUGACCCAAACCAGCCCGCCCCGCUCCUGGUGCCUCCGAGCCGUCUGCCAUCCGUGGUUUGAGCGUGUGAGCAUCUUGGCCAUCCUGCUGAACUGUGUGACUCUUGGGAUGUUCCAGCCCUGUGACCACACCCCCUUCCUGCUGCAGGCUCUGGAUGAUGGCAUCUUUGUGUUUUUUGCGGGAGAAAUGGUGGUGAAGAUGGUGGCGCUCGGGGUCAUAGGUCAGAGCGGUUACCUAGGCGACACAUGGAACAGAUUGGAUUUCUUCAUUGUUAUAGUGGGAAUGCUGGAGUACUCACUGGAUGGACACAACGUCAGUCUAUCCGCCAUCCGGACAGUUCGGGUUCUCCGCCCACUGCGAGCCAUCAACAGAGUUCCCAGUAUGCGUAUCCUGGUGACUCUCCUACUAGACACACUUCCUAUGCUGGGCAACGUCUUGGCGCUGUGCUUCUUUGUGUUCUUCAUCUUUGGCAUUGUUGGCGUACAGCUGUGGGCGGGGCUACUGAGGAACCGCUGUUUCAUGGGAGAUGAUGUCAAGAUGAAAUAUAACAUUUCCUUCCUGAACGGCUAUUAUCGGCCUGAUGGCACAGAGGACCACCCCUUCAUCUGUUCAACUGAAAGAGAAAAUGGGAUGCUUCGGUGCUCCGAUGUGCCUCGCCGCCGUGUGGGCGGGUCUUACUGCUUCCUGGGUGCUGAGGAGGCCCAUGCAGAGAUGGGACUGACAGUGGAUGAGCCAGUGUCAUGUGUGAACUGGUAUCAGUAUUACAAUGAGUGUCGUGCCGGGGAAAUAAACCCACACAAAGGAGCAAUUAAUUUUGAUAACAUUGGAUAUGCAUGGAUUGCCAUUUUUCAGGUAAUUACUCUUGAAGGUUGGGUAGACAUCAUGUACUAUGUCAUGGAUGCACAUUCCUUUUACAACUUCAUCUACUUCAUUUUCCUCAUUAUAGUGGGCUCCUUCUUCAUGAUCAACCUGUGCCUGGUCGUCAUCGCAACACAGUUUUCUGAAACGAAGCAGAGAGAACACGCCUUAAUGAAAUCGGAGCAGCGAGCCCGCCAACUCCACCAAUCAGCUUCCACGCUGGCCAGCGACAGCCAACCAGGAAGCUGCUACGAGGAGAUCAUCCGCUACCUGGCACACCUGGGCCGUAAGGCGUGGAGACGACUGUCCCGUUUCUACGCUCAGAGACGCGCACGCUUUCACUGCGUGUGUGCGUGCCAGAAAGACCAGGGUGGUGCAUCAGGCAGAGGGAGCGGAGUUGGGGAGAUGAAUGGACUCGCCCACCGGCACUCAGGCCACGCCCCCAAUGACUUGUCACACCUUCAUCAGCGUUUUCACCAUCAUCACCAGCAUCAUCAUCAUCACCAGCAUCCACCUCAGCCUGAACCUGCUGUCAGUAACGGAGGGAACGGGUUUAAUUAUCCCUUCAUCGCGCCCCUCUUCAGUCACCAGGAUGCAAAGGGCCAAGGCCAGAAGAGGCAGGUUGCCACGGAGACCGUCAACAGGCUGCCACAGCUGGUGCUGGAGCAUGGAGAGAGCAUGAGCGGCGUAGAGACGGGGCAGAGUGAGGGAAGCGAGCGAGAGCGAAUUGGAGGCCCGCAGGAGCUGACAGAUAUUUUGGAGAUCAGUAACAUGGUGUUCACUAGUCUCUUCAGUCUCGAGAUGCUGCUGAAGCUCCUGGCUCUCGGGCUCUUUGGCUACAUCAAGAACCCUUACAACGGCUUCGACAGCAUCAUUGUCAUCAUCAGUGUGUGGGAGAUUGUGGGUGAGGCUGAGGGAGGCUUGUCAGUGCUGCGUACAUUUCGUCUCCUGAGAGUUUUGAAGCUGGUCCGGUUCCUUCCCGCCCUGAGGAGGCAGCUGGUGGUGCUGAUGAAAACCAUGGACAAUGUGGCCACCUUCUGCAUGCUGUUGAUGCUCUUUAUAUUCAUAUUCAGUAUCUUGGGGAUGCAUCUGUUCGGCUGUAAAUUUGGUUUGCGACAAGACAGUGGAGACACUUUACCUGACAGAAAAAACUUUGACUCCCUGCUCUGGGCGACUGUCACUGUCUUUCAGAUCCUCACCCAGGAGGACUGGAAUGCAGUGCUCUAUAACGGGAUGGCCUCCACCACGCCGUUGGCUGCCCUCUAUUUUGUCGCCCUCAUGACCUUUGGCAACUACGUCCUCUUCAACUUGCUUGUAGCCAUUUUGGUGGAGGGCUUUCAAGCUGAAGGUGAUGCCAACAGAUCUGAGGCUGAUGAUGAGAGACAAUCCAUCUGUUACGAGGAUGAGGAGAAGCUCAGGGAGCUGUACGCUGCAGAGCUUAAAAUCCAGGCCAUGAUGUUGAGCCCCAACGGUCUCUUGAACCCCAAAGCCUCCAUGCCUCACCCUCCACCUCCACCUCUGCCGGUCAUCACACACACCGCAGCUACGCCCACCAUAAACUCCAGCCAGUCGCGUCGGGCGAGUGCUGCUUCCAUGGACGUCCACAGCCUUGAGCAGAGGUCGCCGUUGUCUUCACAGUCUCUGUGGGACGGCGGGCCAGAGAGCCGUCGCUCCAGCUGGACCAGCAUCGGCCGAGCCCCCAGCCUCCACAGGAAGAGCCAGUCAGGGGAGAUGGAGUCCCUGCUCUCCGACACGCACACCAGCUCCAACCCCAGCAGCAGGGAGCAGUCUCUGGACCAGUCAGAGUACCUGCAGGUGCCCAUACUGCACUCGCCCGACUGCAACGGCACCACCUUCCACCUCCCGGAGCACGGCUACGACGACGCCCCCCUGACGUCACAUUACCCAAGUGAUCAGGAAGAGGAGGUGUUUGAGGAGAGUUUAUGUAAGAAGCUGAAGAAGAUUCUGGAGCCGUAUGAGCCUCAGUGGUGCCUGGAGCAUGAAGAGUGGUCCCUCUAUCUGUUCUCCCCACACAACCGGUUCAGGUUGUGGUGUCAGAGGGUCAUAGGUCACAAGAUGUUUGAUCACGUCGUCCUCCUUUUCAUCUUUCUCAACUGCAUCACCAUCGCGCUGGAGAGACCUGACAUUCAGCCUCACAGCAUGGAACGGAUUUUUCUCAGUGUGUCCAAUUACAUCUUCACUGUGAUCUUCGUGGGCGAAAUGAUGAUCAAGGUGGUAGCUAUGGGCCUGUACUUUGGAAACGGUGUGUACCUGCAGAGCAGCUGGAACGUCUUGGACGGACUGCUGGUGUUUGUGUCGCUGGUGGACAUCCUGGUCUCCCUGGCAUCAGCGGGUGGUAAUCGAAUCUUCGGCAUCCUCCGGGUCCUUCGGCUGCUUCGCACGCUGCGGCCGCUCAGGGUGAUAAGUCGGGCUCCAGGUCUAAAACUGGUGGUCGAGACUCUGAUCACAUCGCUCAGACCCAUUGGGAAUAUUGUUCUCAUCUGCUGUGCUUUUUUCAUCGUGUUUGGAAUUCUGGGAGUCCAGCUCUUUAAAGGGAAAUUCUUCUAUUGCGACGGCCUUAAUGUGAGUUACAUCACCAAUAGGACCCAGUGUCUGCAGGCGGGCUACCGCUGGGUUCGACGGAAAUACAACUUUGACAACCUGGGACAGGCGCUGAUGUCACUCUUUGUGCUGUCAUGUAAAGACGGCUGGGUCAGCAUCAUGUAUGACGGCCUGGAUGCCGUCGGAGUGGACCAGCAGCCAAUAAGAAACCACAAUCCUUGGAUGCUGCUCUUCUUCAUCUCCUUCCUCCUCAUCGUCAGCUUCUUUGUGCUCAACAUGUUUGUGGGCGUGGUGGUGGAAAACUUUCACAAGUGUCGCCAGCAGCAAGAGGAGGAGGAGGCCCGGCUGAGGGAGGAGAAACGACAGAAACGACUGGAGAAGAGGAGGAGAAGGGCCCUGGAAAAGCCAUAUUACGCUGACUACUCCCCACUGCGUCGAUCCAUCCACACCGUGUGCACCAGCCACUACAUGGACCUCUUCAUCACCAUCAUCAUCUUCACAAACCUCCUCACCAUGAGCAUGGAGCACUACAACCAGCCUCAGUACCUCGAGGAGAUUCUGAAGUACUGCAAUUACGUCUUCACGGUGGUUUUUGUCAUCGAGGCCAUUCUCAAACUCAUCGCUUUUGGCCUGCGCCGCUUUUUCAAAGAGAGAUGGAACCAGCUGGACCUGGCCAUUGUGCUGCUGUCCAUCAUGGGAAUUACCCUGGAGGAAAUAGACCUGAGUGCUUCCCUGCCUAUCAACCCCACCAUCAUACGCAUCAUGAGGACCCUGAGGAUAACACGAGUGCUGAAGCUGCUGAAGAUGGCUACAGGGAUGAGAGCUCUGCUGGACACAGUGAUGCAAGCGCUGCCUCAGGUGGGGAAUCUGGGUCUGCUCUUCAUGUUGCUGUUCUUCAUCUAUGCAGCUCUGGGAGUUGAGCUCUUUGGAAAACUGGAGUGUUCAGACGAGAACCCAUGUGAGGGUCUUAGUCGCCACGCUACCUUUGACAACUUUGGCAUGGCUUUCCUCACGCUCUUCAGGGUGUCCACCGGGGACAACUGGAAUGGGAUUAUGAAGGACACACUGCGAGAGUGUCGGCCGCAGGAUCGCCACUGCCUCACCUACCUGCCCUUCAUCUCCCCCGUUUACUUCGUCACCUUCGUCCUGACGGCACAGUUUGUGCUGGUCAACGUGGUGGUGGCCGUUCUGAUGAAGCACCUGGAGGAGAGCAACAAGGAGGCACAGCUGGAGGAGAUGGAGGAGAGGAGGGAGAGGGAGGAGAUGAGAGAGAGGGAGGAGAGGAGGGAGAGGGAGGAGGCCAACAGACGCCUCAGUACCGCAUCUAUGGGCGGAGACCUGGAGCUGAAUGCGGACACACCUGCCCAGGUGCAAGUUGAGGAUGAGGAGUGUUCCCAUGGCAACCUGCUGAGCAUGGGACGCAUGCUGUCUCUCCCCAGCGACAGCUACGUUCAGCCACUCAGAUGUUCCCCUUAUGUUCCCAUUGGCCACGAGGCCUACUCCGGCUACAGCUACUCAGGCUCCAUGUCAUCUCUGGGCUCCAGCGGAGGCGGUUCUCUGCUGCAGGUUCCAGGAGCUCUGCCCACCAUCAGCCACGCUUCACUGGGGUCUGGACGCAGCUCAAGGCCAAUGAUCUGCCUCAGCACCUCUCAGAGCAUCGACAGACACUCCCUACACAGACUCAGUCCAGCUAACAGCAUAGAAGGAUACAGGUUUAGUCCAGCUCACAGAACAAACAGACACAGACUGAACUCAGCUCACAGUAUAGACGGAUACAAGCUCAGCCCAGCCCAUCGAAUCCACAGACACAGACUGAGCUCCACUCGCAGUAUGGACGGAUACAGGCUGAAUCCAGAUCACAGCGCGGACAAACCGAAGCUCAUGUCCAGCCACAGCAUAGACAGACAUCCGUCCCUCAGACUGAGUCCCACACACAGUGCCAGCAAACGUCCAUCUCACUGGCUCAGUCCCGAAGACAGUUUAGACAGAAACAAGCUGAGUCCCUCCUAUGUUCCAGAUUCUUCAGUCAUGAAAAGACCGGCAUCUUUCCGCACCGCAAGCCGACAGUUACGGAGACAGGAGGCUGUGCGCUGUGACUCUCUGGAUCAGAGCGGUUCAGCUGACGAUCUGGCAGAGCCUCGCCUCACCGUGCCCGCUGCCUCCUCCACGCCGACACGCCAGCGCUCGUCCAGUGUACACACACUGAAAUAUACACACCCCCAGAGGGUGAUCUUGAGCCGGAGCCACAGCCGGAGCCACAGUGAAACCACUGCACAGGAACAUGUACCAGAGCAGGCCAUCUGCGUCUCACAGCCAGAACCAGACGCCAAGAAGAGGCCUGUCAGCCCACAGAGCCUGUCCAGUUUGAAGGUGCCCAGCGGUGAAUCUACUCUGUCUGUGCCACUCUGUGGCCCCGGCAGCAGCUCAGAGCCUGUCGCCCAGUUAGAUGAUGCUGACGAGGAAGUCAGUCGCAUUAACAGUUCUGUUCACUCACACACACAACCUCCUCCCAGCUGCUCACACAAAAGCAGACACCUUACCCCGAGUCCCGGGGAGCACAGGAGCCGCCUCAGCCAAUCAGUGUCCCCAGUUUCUGGCAGGAACAGGAAGCAGCGGAUGAGCCCGCCGCCGGGAGAGGAGCCAGUUACUACGUCAACCCAGCUAGUGGACAGCAGCGUCGAGCUGAGGAGGCGGACUCUGUCGUUUGACGCCACAACCCUCUCUCCUAAUCAGCCGGAGGGAAGUUCUGUGGACGACUAAACAAACCCAGUGACAGGUUUGGUUUACUCUCUGGAGCAGAGCAGCCAAAUGUGCUGCUGAAGCACGCGAGAAGGACGGAAGCAGCAAUCCAAAGCAGGACGGAGGACAGUUUCCUGAGCCGCCCCUCGCCUCGUCCACUCACAAGAUUUUCACAGGGUGUGUGAGCAGAACUCAGACUGUGUGUAUGAGUGUGUAUGUGUUCAAAGACUUUGACCCUUUUGUGCUGUUUGCACACGAUGCACACAAGAAGAAGUUUCCUUUUCUUCUAUCAUAGUCCUAGCUUUAGUUCAGGCAUAGUAGCCACUUCCCAGCUAUAUUUACUCAAACACUAACCUUCCCCUUGCUUGCUCUCCUCCUUCGGCCCUCACUCAUCCUUUUCCUCGCACCUCAAGCCUAGGUCAGAAUACAAGACAAAACGACUCUGAAAGUGCAGUACAGCUGACGUACACAAAGAUAUGUAGACAAAGAAACCACACAGUGAGCUUUUUACAUUAGCAAUUAAUGUGCUGAUUAUUUUCCUGAUCAAUCAAUUAUUCUUGCAGUCUAUAAAGCAUCAAGGGACCAAGGCGACAUCUUCUAAGAGCUUUUCUUGUCCCAUUAAAGUCCAGACAACAGAUAUUCAUUUCACCAUAACAUUAGAUGAAGAAAAUAAUCAAAUAUUCAGAUUUGAAGGCUUAAAUUUGAAAUAUUUUUGUGUUUUUGCUUGAAACUCAAUCAGCCUCUUGUUCAAGUCGUUGCUGCUGAUACAUUUUCUGUAAACUAACCAAUUUAUCAGCUGGUUCUUUCAGCACUACGAACAUCUCAGUCGGUGACAAUUUGCCAGAAUCAUAAUUUUUUCUCUCAGUGGUGCAGAAAUUACAGUUUAUGUUUACAAAAGAAAUGAAAUUUUUAAGCGAGAAACUUACAAAACAUAAUGAUGAUGAACAAUUUUAUAAGAAAAAGACCUAAUUUGUAAUUGCACACUGAUAUAAAUGGUGCAGGCACAAUGCCGUUUUAUAAAAGAUCUAUUCCUCAAAAAAAUGUCAUAAAUUUAAAAAAAAAAAAAAAGUACAGCAGCUUGUUAAAAGUGGAGUUUUUGUUUUUAAAUAUGAUUCAUUUUUUUCUUACCUACAGUCAACUGCCACUGGGUGUUGCUUGAUUGUUCACGGAUUUAAGCCUGAGAAACUUUGAUAUCUUGUUGAUUUUCGGAGGGGAGCCUCCCACGCUUGAAACAACUUCAGCCCUGACAGCCUGAAAAAAUCAAUUUGCUCCUUGAACCUUUAAGUUGAAAUCAUGUAGUGUGACCUAGGCUUUAGUAGUUUCUACCUCGCUUUUUCCUGAUCCCACCCAUUUGAAUGUUCAGUCGGCUUAGUUUUGUCACUCCCCUCCACCUUCCUUCUCUCUGUCUUAGUAUUCUCAGGGUAGAGGUAGUUCAGACACAGCUCGGUGUGAAGCAUGUGAUCGGAGCUCUGCAGAGCGAGGGCGCCCCCUGCUGUCUGAACCUGGAGCCGGCCCCCUCUUCUCCCGACGCUGGAGGAGAGUAUACUGUAUGGGUGCGGGGUGAAAACUUCAGACCGAAGCAGAUGUACAGAAGGGCUUAUUCAGGUGAUUAAACAGUGAGUGAAACUUAGUAGAAAAGGCUAUAUUUUAUUAACACAGCAGAGAUGAUAUGAGAACUACAAAGGUAAAUUUCUACAUUUAUGAAUGUUAAUUAAUCUGCUGGUGAUGCUGAGGAUGGAUGACGAGGAUGCCAGUGUUACAAGAUUAUAACUAUGAUGAUGAUGACUCUGGAUGAUGCAAAUGUUUAUAGCGUUGUGCAACGUUCCUGCGGAUUCCUGGGGAGCAGGGAAUGAUACCCAGUGAGCGAUACAUGAUUGGACAGUGCUGGAAUAAAACCACUUUCUGUCUGACUUUCA